This is a messenger RNA of Acanthochromis polyacanthus (spiny chromis), 2826 nucleotides long. RefSeq names its product cell division cycle 7 homolog (S. cerevisiae) (gene cdc7). Gene Ontology annotation, biological process: protein phosphorylation; mitotic DNA damage checkpoint signaling. The coding region runs from base 382 to 2205 and encodes 607 amino acids. NCBI's taxonomy places the organism in Eukaryota, Metazoa, Chordata, Actinopteri, Pomacentridae. The record is from RefSeq and is a predicted model, not a curated record. Gene Ontology annotation, cellular component: nucleus. The transcript is spliced from 12 exons. Gene Ontology annotation, molecular function: protein serine/threonine kinase activity; ATP binding.
GGACUACUUUCAAUCUCGUACUACUACUCAUGGCGGGGUACUUUUUAACCCCGUGGCAUUUGUAUUUUUGCGCCAGUAAGCGAUGUAAACAUACAUUAUCGCUUUGAUUCAGUACUUCCUAUGUGCUGGGUGGAGGUCGACAUCACGUGAUUUGAGCUGAUGCAACGCGAGAUAUCCGGCCGUGACGCCACUUUUAGCGCGUAGUUUGUUGUUGGCGGAAAAGAUCCAGAAAGUCUGAACAAGUUGUUUACUUCAGCCGCAGCCUGGGCGACAUUUCAGUUAGUUUAAUGUUUCGCCGGUAAUGAAAUAGCUCGUAUCUCUUUGGCGACUUUUUAAAUCACUCAUUCGAGGAGCUGUCGCAUUUUACAACCAACUAAAGCGAUGGAGUUGUCUCCUGUUCGCAAUGAGGGCAUCAGCACAGACGGAUGUAUCAUCAAAGCCGACAGAAGUCACAUGAAAGGCAAACUGUCAAGGGAUGUUGAGAUGGCUAUCGAGUUUCUCUACAAAGCUGUUCCUCAGCUGGCAAAGGUUUUCCGCAUCGUAGACAAAAUUGGAGAAGGUACGUUCAGCUCGGUGUACUUGGGUGAGGCACAGAUGCGAGACGGGAGGAAAGAGAUGUUUGCCUUGAAGCACCUCAUCCCCACCAGCCAUCCGACACGCAUUGCUGCAGAGCUUCAGUGUCUCACUGUUGCGGGAGGCAGAGACAAUGUGAUGGGGGUGACAUACUGCUUUAGGAAGGAGGACCAUGUGGUGAUUGUAAUGCCCUACAUGGAGCAUCAAGCUAUUGUGGACAUCAUUGGGUUGCUAAGCUUUGAAGAGGCCCGUCUGUACAUCUACCACCUGUUAAAGGCCCUCAAACAUAUUCACCAGUUUGGCAUCAUUCAUCGGGACAUAAAGCCAAAUAACUUCCUCUACAACAGGAACAGCAAAAUGUUUGCUCUUGUGGACUUCGGCCUGGCUCAGGGUACAGCUGACACCCAGAUCGAGCUGCUGAAGGUGGUGAAGCAGAGGUCAUCACAGAGAGGUGGAGGCUCCACAGGGAAACAACAGGCCGCACACCGGAGCAAAGCACCUUCUAAACUCCCUCACAAAAUCACCACCACAGCCUCAACCCCACUCUCUCCACCUCCUGGGCGAUCAGUACCCCUGCCGCCUUCCUCUUCCUCCACCACCACUUUCUUCUCAGCCUCUCGAAAAGCACUGGUUAAAAAAACACGAUCUGUCACCACCACCAACAUCACUACCACCACCACCUCCUCCUCUCGCACAAAGCACACAAAGGAUCUGGCAGCACUACGCAAAGUGUUUGCAGAGAGGAACCUGAACAGCUGCACACCAGCUGACUCCACCACCAAACAAGCUGCUGUUAAAACAGAACUGGUAGUGCCCAGCAAACCAGAGGAUCCAGCCGCCAGGUGUCCGCCGCCGGUCAAGACUCAGAGCAGCAGUCAGAAACCUCAGUGGACAGUACAACAGGACCUCACCUGUAACUGUUACAUGACUGACCGUGUCUGCAACGUCUGCAUGUCCAGGAAGCAGCAGGUGGCACCCAGAGGUGGAACACCAGGCUUUAGAGCACCAGAAGUCCUCACCAAGUGUCCCGACCAAGGAACAGCCAUAGAUGUGUGGUCAGCUGGUGUGAUCCUGCUCUCACUUCUCAGUGGUCGUUAUCCGUUCUUUAAAGCCAGCGAUGAUCUGAUUGCUCUCACUCAGAUCAUGAUCAUACGAGGCUCUAGAGAGACAAUCCAGGCAGCUAAGUCGUUUGGUAAAGCGGUGGUGUGCAGCCGGGAGCUUCCUCGACAGGACCUCAGGACGCUGUGUGAGACGCUCCGUGGACGGAGGCCGUCACCAGAUGAUGAAGUCACACCAGUUCCUGAAGCCACCACCCGUCAUCUCAAAAUCCAAGAUGACACGCCCACACACCGUCCCAUUGAGGGAACAUUUAAGCAGCACAAUGAUGGAGCAGGAGAAACUCUUUCUUCUCAUCUUGCAAGCCGCCAGAAACAGUCGGGCAAAAAAGAAACCGCAAAUUGUCUCGCAGAACAGAGCUCGGUAACAGAUUGGAAGGUGGAGGAAGAUGAGCGGGGUUGGGACAGCGUUCCUGAUGAGGCCUACGACCUGCUGGACAAGCUGCUGGACCUGAACCCUCACAGCAGAAUCACAGCUGCUGAGGCUCUGCAGCAUCCACUGUUCAAGGACCUUUGAACCACCGUGGAGCGUCGCAGGAGAACCGAGCUGUGUGGCUUCUCUGGAUGCAGGUCAGAUUUAGAAAGGUGGCAUGUGUGAUUGUUUUAGCAGACUGGAGGAGUUCAUUGCUAACUGCAAAGCUUCCUCCCCCUUUAACCGUCUUCAAAACGUCAUAGUUACAAGGAACAAACAUUCAUGCAGCACAGGUUUGACUUCACUGUUCACAAGUUGAAUUCCACAGUUAUUUUAACGGCAGCUAUGGCUACUGAGCCUGUCAAAGAGCUCAAGUAUUGACCUAAAGUUUUACAUCGUCUGUUCUGUAAACCGUUAAAGUGUUUUAAACUCAGGCAACAGAUAUUUUAUAUUCGUAUUUGUCUAAAUCUCGCUCGUAAAGAGGAAACGGUCCUCGUGUUUAUUAUUCUCACUGCUGCUGUGACACCACAUUACAGCUCUAUUAAGGGACUAUUCUGUACCAAUGAAAGGGUUUUUAAUUUGAACAUAAACACUUAAACUCUAUCUCUUGUCUAUGUGAAUGUGGCUGUACGCGCCUCUGUUCCAGCUGUAUUUAUUUGAAACACUGAAAACUGGACAAUUUGCCUCCAUUUUAGAUUUUCUAAUAAAGAAAAAAAAUAUAACAAG